AGCUACUGACCUGCCUGACUCCGCCCUUAAUCAAAACGCGCCCUCGCCAUAGGUUGCCUGCCUGACUUCCCCGGCGAUGAACCCUCACGUGAUCGAACGCAGCUGCGGGUACGCGUCCGAGAAGAAGAGGUUGGUGGAAAGUGGAAACUACUAAGGAGGUCCUCCCUUGUUCGCUGGCCGGGAUCAUGAGUCCAUGACAGCAGGCGCGACUCGUUGCGAGUUGCUACUCGCUACUCGCUACUCGCUACCUGCUAGGUACUUGGUAGCUGCCUGCUUGUCUCCUUCGAGGCAUCCCGGGGUACCUCCACCCGACGCACAAGACGAGACUGGGGACGAAGGCAUUCGUAACCCUCAUGGGAUAGGAUCUACAACAGGCGCUGACAAGCGGAUGAUCAUCCGCCUUUUCUUAUAUUUUCACACGGCCCUCCGCCCAUCAUAUUGCAGACGGAGAAAAGGCAGUGAUUUCCUCGGAACCUUCCCCUCGAUUUUGCCUGAGCGCAUGCACGCACGCACGCAUAUCAUGUCGGUUGAGUCAUCUGCUCGACGGCGUGCAGGGGGGAGCCAAGCGGUCGAGUUCGCCUGUGAUCCAUACAAGCGGAGAUACUACUACGCGCGCUCCGUCCGCGUUGGGUUUGGAGCUUGCGCAGAUUGACUGUGCCGCAAUUAUGUUCCCCAGCCAAUCCUCGUCCCGGACGAAGACGCCCUGUAGCCUUGCAUUGUCGAAUCCGAA
This is a messenger RNA of Aspergillus ibericus CBS 121593, 730 nucleotides long. RefSeq lists its product as uncharacterized. The coding region runs from base 194 to 652 and encodes 152 amino acids. The transcript is spliced from 2 exons. The record is from RefSeq and is a predicted model, not a curated record. Lineage: Eukaryota; Fungi; Ascomycota; Eurotiomycetes; Eurotiales; Aspergillaceae.